Melampsora larici-populina 98AG31 is the source of this 612-nucleotide messenger RNA. RefSeq lists its product as uncharacterized. The coding region runs from base 1 to 612 and encodes 203 amino acids. The record is from RefSeq and is a predicted model, not a curated record. Lineage: Eukaryota; Fungi; Basidiomycota; Pucciniomycetes; Pucciniales; Melampsoraceae. The transcript has a single exon.
AUGGGCAAUCACGGAAACUCGAUCCCGUGCCCGCUAAGUCAGGCCAUCAACAAGCGUUCACGAAAGACAAAAGGCAAUGCUGAGAUCGAGCUCGACGAGAUCAAUCGACUUGAAGAUGAAUGGGCAGAUAAACGAUGUACGAAGCUCAGGAAAGUCAUUUUGAAUCCUCCGUUGAAUACAAACGAAGCCAGUACAUCAAAUGAAACAAAUAACCUUGAAGUUGAAGAUGAAAACACCGGUCCUGCCUCACCUAAUCAUUUUAAUCUUGAUUACAACAUGUUUCCUGAUGAAGACGACCCGCCGCCAAGUCCCAGUGAAAAUGAGUCCGACGCUUCCGAAGAAAACGACGAGGUGGUUCGGCAUAUAACUAGUGUAUCCUACCAACAAAGGCGAGUACGGGAGGAGUUGCAAUGGCGUCAAAACCUCACUCCGAUGUUUGUAGCUUUCAUGGAAGCCAGCAAAAUGACUUUGCAGUGGGGAACAGCGUCCUGGAACAUUGACUGGAAACCAGAAUGCGGCUGCUCUACUGCCAAGAAGAGAACUCGGCCUGUGGAUGUUGUGGACAUAUUCAGUAUGUAUCAAUUAGUCCUGAUCCUUAUGUACCACAACUAA